This is a messenger RNA of Cloeon dipterum, 810 nucleotides long. Its product is annotated as plexin domain-containing protein 1-like. Lineage: Eukaryota; Metazoa; Arthropoda; Insecta; Ephemeroptera; Baetidae. The record is from RefSeq and is a predicted model, not a curated record. The transcript is spliced from 6 exons. The coding region runs from base 1 to 810 and encodes 269 amino acids.
AUGAAAAAGGAAAUUGACAAGACCGUCCUUUACAUGCCGGAUGCAAACACGUCCCUGAAAGUCGAACUGCCCUUCGACUUCAAGGUAUACGGCCACAAUGUCAGGAAAAUGGAGGUGUUGCGAGAGGGAGGAAUUCAGUCACUCGACCCAAACCUCAACUGGGAUGCAAUUCCUCUGAGGAUUAAAUCAGUUGACGAAUUUACGCAAUGCCCAAUUAGAUUUCUAUUCGAUGAUCUCUCGCUUGCAAUCCAGUGGGAAUUCGGGUACAAUAAUAAUUGCCAAAAUGGAACCGAGCUGAGCUUCCAAAUGAGCAUUCACGCGAAUGGCAGAAUUGACUUCGUCUAUAGGAAAAUUCCUUUCGGAAACUUGGAAGAUGUUGCCGACAUUUUUGGUGUGAGCUUCGAAUUCAAGGUGCCAGGAUCGAACGAUACUUUCGAUCUGGGUCUGCAACUACAAGUCAACGAAAGGAACAUCAAGAACAACACCUCCAUCGUGUCAGUGCCUAUGUUGCUGUGCCCAAAUUACCUGAACAAAAGCAGCUGCCUGGUCGAAGCGAGACAUGCGAAUCCUCCGCUCUUAUGCCACUGGUGCCCUUCGAUCGGAAUCUGUUCCAGCAGGAAUGACUUCCUUAAAGGGACCUGGGAGGAAUAUGGCUGUGACGGUGAGCCUCCUGAACCAGGAAUAGACACCUCAGUUAACACCCGGUACUAUAAACAGAGCUCCGGCGGCGGCAACGUGCAGAUCGUGCAAUCGCACCUGCAGCAGGGCGAGUUGGACCACAAGCAAACUUCCGUGUGGCCGUUCAGCUAA